AUGAACAAACUUUUUCUUUUUUUAUUCUUAUUUAUACUUUUGUUAAAAAAUGUGUCACCAAGCUCAGGCUUAACCUCUGACCAGUAUAUUCAAAGCAACUACUGGAAUUCUUACUUUCCUAAGUUAAAGUCAACUAAGUUGGCAGAUUUAACACAAUUAGAAACUGAUAUAUUUAAGUGCCAUUCUAAAUUAAAGGAUCAAAAAACUAUGAGAAUCUCCUGGCAAUGCAUUACUAAAAUACACAAUGUGCUUUGGAUUCCAAAUAAAAAAACUUUAGGAGAUAGGAAAAGGUUUUUAAUCAGCUUUACUGAUACAUUAGGUACUUUGUAUGCUUUUCCAUACUCUCAGAAAAAGCUCCUUAACCUCUGUACAAGCACUAGCAUUGAUGUAUUUGGCCAAUUUAAUGAAAAAGGAGUUGCAAUUUUGCCAAAAGACUUUACAUUUUUAACUAUAAAUGAAUGCAUUAACUAUUAA
Cryptosporidium ubiquitum is the source of this 474-nucleotide messenger RNA. RefSeq lists its product as uncharacterized. The transcript has a single exon. NCBI's taxonomy places the organism in Eukaryota, Apicomplexa, Conoidasida, Eucoccidiorida, Cryptosporidiidae. The coding region runs from base 1 to 474 and encodes 157 amino acids. The record is from RefSeq and is a predicted model, not a curated record.